This is a messenger RNA of Cercospora beticola, 1433 nucleotides long. RefSeq lists its product as uncharacterized. Gene Ontology annotation, molecular function: transmembrane transporter activity. Gene Ontology annotation, cellular component: membrane. Gene Ontology annotation, biological process: transmembrane transport. The record is from RefSeq and is a predicted model, not a curated record. NCBI's taxonomy places the organism in Eukaryota, Fungi, Ascomycota, Dothideomycetes, Mycosphaerellales, Mycosphaerellaceae.
AUGAACUUCGUCUCCGGCCUUCCAAUCCUUUUUGGCUGGGUUAUGGUAACCAGUGGCCCUCAAGCAGCUUUCACAUCUUGGACAGUCGUUAGCUGCAUUUCCUGCAUCUUGGCUGCGAACCUCGCAGAGAUUGCCGCUUCUUUGCCAACAUCGGGAGGAAUUUACUUCUGGACGUACUGGAUGGCGGGUCCGAAAUGGGGUCCUUUUCUGAGUUGGAAUACUGCCUGGUGGAACUGGUCCGCUUGGGUCUUAGCUGUGCCUGGAACGCAGCAAGGUGCUACGAAUUUCUUGCUGUCGGCAUUGCAGAUCAACUAUCCGGAUGCUACUGUCCUCCAUGAACGCUGGCUAUCCUUUGUGCUGGUUCUGGCAGGCCUCUGCUUUGCUGUUGUGCCGGUCACUGUCAGCCAGCGCUGGUUACAGAUUUACUUCCGCAUCACGAUAUUCAUCUUCUUCGUGCUUUUGUUCCUCUUCUGGACCUGGUUUCCGAUCGAAGCGCGCGGCAGAUUCCAAUCUGCAGAUUUUGUGUUUGGAAAGUUCCGGAACGGAGUUAAUCAAGGCGACUCACAUCAGGCUUCGGAUGCGUACUGCUGGGUUAUCAGUUUCCUCUUCGGCGCCUGGGAGUUUGGAGGCUAUGAUGCAUCUGCACAUCUGGCUGAAGAAACCAAAGAUGCCAGUAAGACCGUUGCCAGGGGAAUGGUUCUGUCCACCGUCAGCACCACGAUUCUUUCGAUACCUACGCUUGUCUUGAUCCUGUUCUGCAUUCAAGACUUCGACGCUCUGAUCUCUUCUCCCUACGCAAACAAUUGGGCAGAGUUCUUGGUGCAGGUUAUUGGCCGGCGAGGAGCUACCGCGAUCCUCAUCCUGAACUGGAUAGAUUGUACAUGCGCAACGACAGCAUCAAUGUUAUCCGCGCAACGCGUAACGUUUGCGCUAUCAAGGGACGGUAUUCUGCCAGGGUCCGCCAUCUUCAGAAAGGUCAAUCCUCGUACAUUGAUUCCCAUAAACGCCGCUCUGCUGGUUGUAACUAUCGCCACAGUGGUCAGCUUUGCUAUCUUGGGAUCAACAGUCGCAUUUAGCGCCAUCACUGCAACAACGGUGAUCUGCCAGAGCAUGAGUUAUCUUUUCGUGCUCGGAACGCGAUACAGCCUCGGACGAUCGACAUUCGCCCCGGCAUCGUGGAAUCUUGGUCGCUUCUCGGUACCAACAGGCUACUUGUCAAUGCUCUGGCUUUUAUUCUUGUGCUGCAUCCUUCUUCUCCCGCAGGUGUACCCUGUGACCUUGCAGACAUGGAACUAUUCGCCCUUGUGCCUAGCAAUCGUUACUGUAGCAUCGCUUGUCGGGUGGAUACUUCCUUGGGGUUGGGGAGGUAGACACUGGUUCAAAGGUCCUCGUAGAUCGAUAUGAUGUCGAUUGAAAGUCCGCGCGAUCGGUUU